AUGAAGGAGAGACGGGAGAAAAGAGAAAAGGAGAAAAGGCGCCUGACUGCCAUCAACGCCGAAAUAUCUCUGCUGGAGAAGGAGAAAGAGAUGAACUCAAACGCCAUGAUAGAGAUAGAGAACACGAAAGAGAUACAGAAAAGAGCAAGAAUUAAAAAAAAGAGCGAAGAGAAAAUGAGAAUUUUGAAGACAAUGAAAAAGAAGAGAGGAUUGGCGUGCCAGAUGAGCUGCGGAGUGGUGAGCCAGGCGCGGAUUAAAUCGCUCAACCAGCUGGUGUAUGAGAUGACCAACCUGCCACUGGACUAUGUGCUGAGCCAGUCGAGCAAAAUGGUGCUGACAGAGGAGUGGAACCUUUCCAUGGCGGAGAGAGAGUGCGUCAGAAAGUUCAGCAAAGUAAAAGAGCUCAUAAGCAACAAAAUGUUUUUGGAGGAGAAAAACGCAAAUUUGUUCACGGGAGUGGAGCUGAAAAGACGGGAAAUACUGAAAAGAACAAAAGAGCAGAAGAGCAGAAUAAAGAACAUGGCAGACAUACUGGCAGGAAAGCUAGAGAGCGAUGCUGUGGAAGAGAGUUUAGGCGCAGGUGCACUGGAUAGCACCAAAGACAAAGAAACAGCUGCAGAAGAGUCAGAUCUUGAAGAAGAGAAAGAGGAAAGAGAGAGCGAGGAGAAAAAGAGCGGGCACAGUAACCACAUGCUGGCUGACAGAUACAAAUCCAUUCUCGGUCUUUUCUCUCUUAUGAAGUCGAAUAAGAGCAAUGUUCGAUACGUUGUCCCGCAGAGCAAAAAAAAUACCAUCAUGCACUCAUCGCACUCCACGUGUCUGGAGAAGAUAAAAACAGAGCCGGGAAAGAUAACGACCAUUCCAGAGCUUGUUAAGUAUCGACUGUGCAGGAGGAAUAUGAUCGAAGGAGACAAGAGCCUCGCUAUGAACAAUGCCAUCAAGGGGGGAAAGCAGGCGUCUUCAUCAGCUGAAACAGAGAAGAGCGAAGGAGCGCCUCUUGAGACAGACAGCAACUCAGUUGACGAUGUGGUAAUAUAG
Messenger RNA from Nematocida minor, 1038 nucleotides. RefSeq lists its product as uncharacterized. The record is from RefSeq and is a predicted model, not a curated record. Lineage: Eukaryota; Fungi; Microsporidia. The coding region runs from base 1 to 1038 and encodes 345 amino acids. The transcript has a single exon.